GAACGAGCUGGGGCAGUCGUCUACGAUGCAGCUCGCAGGAAGCUCUCCGUCCCUGGCGCGGGCCGGGUCGAGGUGGAGGCCGCAAUUGCCUCCCAGUGGUCUAUCGCCAAGGAGGAGCAGCUCCUUUUUCAAGAGUCAGCUGCCGAGGUGGGCACCGUUUUCUACCGCUUGGAACGGAAGAUGAAUGCAAAGAAGAUCAGGUUCACGCAAAGCAGUAUCAGUCCCGUUUUCCGGAAUGGCCAGCCAAUCUUCAAGCUUCUGAAUGACCUGAACGCCCGAGCU
Symbiodinium pilosum is the source of this 282-nucleotide messenger RNA. The record is from the annotation of a GenBank genome assembly. NCBI's taxonomy places the organism in Eukaryota, Dinophyceae, Suessiales, Symbiodiniaceae.